Messenger RNA from Anopheles funestus (African malaria mosquito), 5954 nucleotides. It is a transcript of the gene sano, whose product is annotated as serine/threonine-protein kinase phg2. The coding region runs from base 2005 to 4221 and encodes 738 amino acids. Lineage: Eukaryota; Metazoa; Arthropoda; Insecta; Diptera; Culicidae. The transcript has 9 exons. The record is from RefSeq and is a predicted model, not a curated record.
CGAGUUUUAAACCUCCUACCGUACGCACGCGGCAAAAGCGAGUCUUUGGCAGACGGCGUCUUUGGCAGACUUGACGUUGCCGGUUGCGGUUGCAAAGAGACUUCCCGUUUUGUUUGCUUCCCGUUUACCGCACCGUUUCGCGAUCAGCACACGAGCAUUAGCGAGUGGUCUUUUCUCGUUGGAAGGCGAAUCUGUCGCUGGAACGGAAGAGUUAAACAGUGUAAAGCAGCUGGAAGAGCCAUCGCCGUGAAUUUCGAGCGCGCUUUUAACCGAUACGAUCGAACCGCGAUUAAUGUGCGAGUGUUCUACCCACGAAGCUUCCAAAUCAAGAGAAAGCCACCAAGCAGCUCCAGAUCCAGAUUGUCCAAUCUUGGUGCAAUUGUAGCUUUGCCCCCCGGGGGUGUCUGUGUUUGUGAUCGUGCAACGUGUGUAUGUUUCCAUUUUUGAUCGUGUGUUUGUAUAGUUGUCACCAUCCGACACAGUGAAGAAGUGCAUACAAAAAAAUAUUGUUGACAGCAUCGGCGAUCAUCCAGCUACAGCCCAAUAAAGCCUAAGCGUGCAAAUAAAAGUAGGCCUUUUUGGGCUUCAAACAAGUGUGGCGAAGUGUGAAUCGCGGCAGUGGGUAAGCUUCCACCUAUAUAGUACACAGUACACACCGUCGGUCCGGUCCGACGAACGGGGCCGCGAAAGAAAAGUGAGAGCGAAAAGUGCCCGCGCGAAGGUGCUUUCUUUUUCGUCGUGAAGUGUCAAAACCGCGUCGCGUUGUAUCAUUAUUAUUUUCUCUAGCUUCUAUGUUUCGCCCGGCUUAAGAUUUGUGUGAGUGGUUGCGGUCGGUUUGGUUUUUGGGAGAGUGUGGCUGUUAUUUUUGCUUCUUUCCUUGGAGUGAUAUUUGUGAUUUGCCACUCGUGCAGAAGUGAAAUUAUUUUACGCGCGCGCGUUGUGUAGUUCCGCUAGAGGUGAAACAAAAAUUUUUCGCACACCAGUGUUAAACGGAAAAAAAACAACAGUCGCAGCCAGGCGAGCAGGUGAAGGGCAGACACGAUAAAGGGUAGUUCUACUAGACUGGCGAAUGCAGUGAAACGUACCAGCAGCAACAGCGAACAAGAGACAACAUUGUCAACCUCGAAAAUAAAAAUUUGAAAUCAAAAACAGAAGAAACAGAAGGAAGAGCAGCUGUGCAGAUAUCUACAGGACCUUCUGCAGGAAAAAGAUCUGCACACAGCAUCCUGAUUUGCUUUUGCUUCCUGCUCUCGCGACAACAUUUUCCAGCGCAACCAGCAGCUGCGUGUUGGCGUGAGCAGUUUUCUCUCCAACGCGACAACUUGACGAAAAGGUAAAAACAACUUCUAAUCUGGAACUAGUGCGGAGCUAGAAUAGCAAAAAGUAACGUUUCCAAUGUGCUGAUAGUGUAAAAUCAAUUGUAUUCUCCUUCAUCGUUCGUGUAAGGUCAUGUGUUGAGACGUGAUCGCUACAGGAGGAACUAAAGCAAGCACACAGAAACACAGAGUGACUGUGGCAGUAAAGGCCGCAACGACGACGACCACGACGACAGCAGCCGUAGGUGAUAGUAGCGGGGAACGAUCGCCCCGAACAACCGGCAACAGCGGUGUACCCGUACCGACGAAAACGGCGCUCAGCGGCAGCAACAUCAUCCUGCAACGGCGGCAUCGACGAGGGCCCUCGCCGUCAACGAAAUCGGUCGAAAAUGUGAUAGACCCAUCCGUGGACGGACGGACCUCGAUCGGGCAGCAGAUAGCGAACUACUUUCUUCGCAUCCGGCGCAGCCGAUCGUCGCACGCAGUCACCACACACGGACAGCCGAACACGGACACUGCCGGUAGCCGCAACCGGACGAACAGCAGCAGCACCGCGCACCGGCCGACAUCGUACGGUCCGCUAGCAAGCUCGGCCAGCUGCAGCUUUGGCGCCGAAAGCCACGACGAACGGCUGCACCACCAGUCGGCCAGCUCCGUGACGGUCAGUGUUGCCAACUCGUCCGCUAACAUGGCCGCCACCGAUGGGCAGAUCAUUCUGGCCGCGUCCCGGUUCGCACCGGACACACCGCCAGUGUACCUGCGGGACUUUGCCAAGAGCGAACUGCCGGCGGUCGGGAAGAUCGUGAAGGGCCAGUACUACAGUUUGGGCGUACCGACACUAUCCAACCCAUCGCUACAGAGCACGGCACUGUUUUUGAAUGCGGGCCGCAAGUACCAGAUACUGGCGCAACCGAUCAAGAUAAAGGAGGGCCGCAAGAACACGAACGUCGGCCCGAAGGUGCUCAUCCCGGAGACGUACCCCGGCUACUUCGAGCUGCUGAGUGAGGAUGGCCGCUCGACACGCUGCAUCGAGAGUGUGCUGGAGCUGUCCCGGCGGCGUAACUUUCGCGUACUGGUACGCGAAACGGUACGCUGCAACCAUAACAGCAAGUCACUGCAUGCGGGCGAAAUCCUCACCACGAUCUCAGACAAUGGCAAGUACCUGCAGUGCCGGACGUCCAAGGACGAGCUCGUCAGUUUGCCAUUAGAAGCCAAAGCGAAGUUCUCCCCGAUCGCUAAGGAGGACAGCAUCAGCGGUGUCCACACGGUGCGCAAUUUGCUGCAGAAGCGUAUGCCGGUCACGGUACGGUUGGUACACGGGGCCGCACCCAAGGGACUGAAGCAACCGUUUGUGCCGGAGCUACGGUUGCUUGGGUGCGUUGAGGUGGACCGGAUAUUUGCGCUCCCAUUGCAGAAAGACAUGGAUCUGGUGUCGGUACCGCUGAAUGCAAAGAUUAAGAUACAGCGGGCCAAAAACAUGGAGCAGCUGGAUCACUUCAUCGAGUAUUCCCGGUUUCUGGAUAAGGCGCAACGGUUGCUGGUGGAUGCGCGCGAUCGUCUGCAGAUCAUCGAUCUGAAGCUGACGGACAAGGAGAAGAAGGACUCGGCGAAGGCGGUGGCGGCCGCACACAAAACGAUGGCUUCCACGCUGUCCGGGUUGACGGCAAACGGGUACGUGCUGAAGAAGAGCAACAGCUGUGAUUCGAACCGCUACUCACCAGAGAUCGCUGCCGGCAGUGGCGGUGGCAGCCAGAACGGUUCGAUCGCGGAUGAGUACGAUGAGAUCGAUCAGAUCUAUGAUUACGUGCGUGGGUUAGCACCAUUGCCGAAAAAUCUGUACAAGUUCGAAGCGAUCGAGCCACCACCGGGCGGUUCCUCACCAACGACCGGUGCUACAACGCCGCUCUCGAAUGCGUUGCUCGGUCCGGCCACACAUCAGCAUAGCCUCAAGACGGUGGAAAACAUGAAGACGGCCCAAUCGAACGUCCUUAACAACAACAACAACAACAACCACAACAACAACAACAACAACAAUCACUACGACACUAGCAACAACAACUACUGCAACAUCAUCAAGUACUCUAAUCACACGCAGCAACAGCAGCCAGUCGGCAAUGCGCACCAUCAUCACCAUCACGGUCAUCAUCACCACAGCCAUCAGGGUGGGCAUCACCAUCAGCACACCGCUUCGAACAGUCUCGAAUCGUCGUCCAAGCAUGCCAGUGCGGCCCUCAAUGCCAUCAACAACAACCACCACAGUGUGGUUGGAACAGUGGAUCACAAACCGAUCCCGCCACCGAUCGAAACGAUCCCGGGCAAGAAACUGCCCGAAAAGCGUCAGCGGCCUACACUUCCGAAGCUGUACUUCAAGAGCAGUAUUGGACUGCAUCAGAAGAGUCCCACGCCGGGCACUACCGCCGUUAGCCCACUGAGCAAUGGAGGCGCCAAUGGAGCUGGUGGCGUAGUGCACCAUCCACCGAUCGCCAUCACACCGAAAGAGAUCGCUGUUGAGCCACAGAGUCCACUGUUUCACAUCCGAUAUAAAAGCCUAAGCAGCCUGCAGCUAGCUGCGACGACCCCACAGCAGGACUCCCAUCCAGUCACACCGAUCUCACCCUCGCCGAAAGGUGCGGGACAGGACAAAAAUCAUCUGCUUUCCAAGUCAGCGAGUGCUGCCGCAGGUCCGGGUGCCCGUGAAGGUACGCUCGACUCAUCGCGCAGCGGUGGCCGCACGUCCGGUGAUUCCGGGAAGCUACCAGAGAAGAAAUCCCGCCGGCUUAGUAGACCGCGCAGUCUCUCGAACCUGGUGUGGGAUCUGCGCCCGCACAAGUCAUCGGCCGAGAAGUCCAAGAAGAAGCUUUACCUGCACCAGUUUGACCGGCAACAGGGAACGCUCUAUCUGUAAAACGGCCGUUCGUUCAGAUUUCGUCAGUAUAAAUUUAGUCAACCGAACACGAAUCGUGCGCGAUGGGGAUGAAGGUGGCCGGGUUGGAUUUGUUGUUGAGACGUUUAGGGCAAGACCGGGGAGUCACAAACUGGGGAUAUACUGAGAAAGAAAGGACGAUAGUAGAAAGGAACAGAGUGGAACAUAUAUUGUACCAACUGCAAGGUGUCGUUUACUGUACGAAGACGAAGGACGGGGGAAUCAAAGUCCCUUCUUUUAAAGACUCCACUUCACACCUUCUCUUUAUCUCUUUCUCACUAUCCAUGUGAUCCAUGUUGUGUGUGUGUUGUGUAAUAGUAGCAGAUUAUAUAUAUAUAUAUAUAGAAAGAGAGUCCCUCACAUAGAGAGUAGUCGCCGUAGUAGUAGCAGCAGCAUCAGUAACUGUGUCCUGGCUUACGAAAAGACUCAGUUCAUUUGCUCGAUGUUUAGACAACCGUGCAGGGUUGAUAGGAAACGGCACUUCGGUAUGGCAAAUGAAUAUUGCAAUCCCUUCCCAUAUAUUGAACAGCAGAACCGUAACAAAAAUGGCCAGCAUCUUUUACCGUAGCGGUUCUGCGGGUGCGUGAUCAUGAUCUAGUAGUAGACCCAGACAGUACGUUCGAAAUGGCAGGGGUCGUGAAGCAAUGCGGCAAAAUGCAUGGAUUCAAAUCUAAAAAACCGCAACAAAGGUAACCGGACGAAGGCUGGAAAUAGUGUUAGAUUACGUUUGUUUGCUCGUUUUCUUGCUGUUGUCAUUUAGUUUUUCCUUCGCGUCCUUCUACACUUUUUUUUUAUUUGCCAUCGUCGUCGCUAAAAGGCUGUGUGGUGUUGAGAAACGUUUCAGUUUACAAGUUUAACUAGAUUUAACGUGUUAGUGAUAGGGCUGUAGAGUAACCACUAUCCCAUUACAUACUUUCAGUAGUAGUGAUUCGCUUCAUGGGGACGGUUUAGUAGGUGUCCCUCUGUCCAUAAACGGACCAAUUUCCAAUGCACACAACCGCGAGAUACGACUCGCGCGUUCCAGUGUGACAGAUAAUGGAAGGGAUCGAGCAUGAUCACGUACAUCGCGUGUGAACGAAUUAACGAACGAACGAACGAACGAACGAACGAGUUGCCAGCCGGGAUCACCGGGACAAGCAAGUGUGUAUGUAGUAUGCGUGUUUGUUUUUUUUUUAUUCAAUUAAUUAUCCAACUCCUCCUGUUCACGCCGUAUGGCGUGUAGUAUCGUGCGUAGGAACGGUGCAAGAUUUUCUGUUGAAAAAUCCAAGUUCGCUUGCUAUCGAGCAAAACUGUGCGUCCCAUGGGCCGAUGGGCAAGGACAUUUCCGAUCCCGCGCUGCCAUAUCGCCUGUUUGCGAGCAGAUGAAAUUUUUAUUUUUCAACGCUCCUACACCGACAGGGGAACUAAAAUCCCCCCCUCAAUGCACAAACGAUGGGACACAAUCAGCUGUCCACGCUGGUAGGGUGAUUGUUUUACGAUCGGUUUAGUUUUGUGCAUAAGAUUUAGCAUCCGGUUUACUGCCUCACUACUACGUUUGCUUACUACUAAGAAUUGGAUCCUCGAUCGGUCUGAGACGGGCACCAGCACGCUACAGCUGUAAGCCGUGCCGUGUUAAUAUUGUGCGCUAAGGAACAGUCAUUUUAGUUCUUAAUUUAAGUCACUAUCAAUUAAUCCCCUCGUUCUUUUUAAUAAACAAAAAAUGCUCUAUCAACAAA